AUGGCUUCCGCUGGUGGCAUUACUUAUAGCAGCAGUAGCAGUGCUGGUACCGAUUCUGCUGAGGCUGAUGAUGGUUGGCGUAGUUCGUGGAGUGCCUGUCAUUACAAGACCUGUUUGAGCCGAAGCUCUCUGGUUGCUUGCCCCGAGCAAGUUCAGGAAUUCACCAUCAACAGCAUCAACAACCAGGGCAAUGACAAAUCAAAGAUUUUAUGGUCGAUGCCCCAACAGGGCGAAGUGACAAUCUGGACUUACGCUUCGCCUUCAAGAGAACAUGAUAGUGGUGAGUCCAUGGAGAGACACAAUGCCAUGAUGGAGUCUCUGGUUGCCAAUCAUCUAGUAUCACUAGAGACAGAACAGGAGGAUGCUGUAAAAGACAAGACUUCUUUCGACACACCAACAUCACCAAUGAAGCAGCAAGAUUCCAGUGGUGGAGUCAUGCAGUAUGUGACGUCGGCGUUGAGUCCAAUUGCGGGUUUGUUUUCUCCCAGUCGUCCCACGAUGUCUUCAUUUUACGACGAAGAGGACGAUGCCUUGAAGGAUUGGUCUGACUUUGCCAAGGCAUUGGAAGAGGAAGAAGACGAUGCCAGGCAACCUCCAAAAAUCGACAAUACUGGUACUACCAGUACAGUUGCGUGGCAAGAUCCAAUAUUGAACAUACCCCUGACAGUAGAGUGUUUCCUCUGUUUGCAAGAGGCUGUGGAACAAUCACUCCAAGCAGAGCCGACCAGGGAUCAGGGAUUUCCGCUGAUGCUUGCACGUUGGCGCUCGGCGACAAACACUACCACUGAACAUUCCGAGACACCCACAUGCUGGAUGGAUUGGGUUCAAGCCGUGGGGAACCUCAACAAUCGACAUCCACCACACACUCUAUUAACGCGUCUUUCCGAGACUCAAAUCGAUUUCCUCCUUGAUUGUCUUGUCAGUACAGGAAAAAUCACACUAAUCCACCAUGACGACGAAGAAUUAGUGGCCUUCAUGCCCAAACAACAACAACAGCAGCAAAUGUACCUUGAAUUCCUAGCUUCCUGGUACAAAAUCUCUCGCGCUGUGCAAGGUGUGGAACACCAACGGGAACAAUGGGCCCAGAAAUCUCAACAAUGGGCUCGUCGUGCGCUAGAAGAACGCCAGUCAUCAAGCAGCCAACAAGCUGGAUUGGUGUCAUUUAAAUUACACAAGCAGUACCAGAAGCACCUGGAAGAGACCGAGGGCACCUUGUUGAGUUUAGAACAGGCUCAACAUGCCAUGGAAACAUCCUGGCAUCAACAACAGCUCGUGGAUGCUUUGAAGACAUCCAAUCUGACUCUGCAGCAGCAACAACAGCAACAAAUGGGGGAGCAAGUAGGCAAUGUCAUGGAAACCUAUCGCAAUGAAUUGGAAUUGCUCGGAACCAUGCAGACUUCCUGGGCGUCUUCCGUCCACCCUAGUACCGAAUUGGAUGAAGAGGACUUGAUGGCUGAGCUGGUGGGGUUGUCCCUCCCCCAUGACGGCCAAGGCACGCUAUUUCAACAAGGGAAUCCCAACAAACAGGGACUGCUCUCAUCAACAAGUACUCCCAUGAACUCUUCCAUUUGUGUACACCCACUGGGAACAACCAAGGAGAACAUCCUGGUGGCAUCCAAGGGAGAGGAAAGAAGGGCAAAGCAGGCACUGGUGGCAGACUGA
This is a messenger RNA of Seminavis robusta, 1662 nucleotides long. The record is from the annotation of a GenBank genome assembly. Lineage: Eukaryota; Bacillariophyta; Bacillariophyceae; Naviculales; Naviculaceae.